UUGUCUCAGUUAAAAGAUUUUCUCGUGCACUCAGGUACCGAACGGGAGCGAUGGCGGCAGUUUUGCACACAAUACGCGAAAUCAGUUGCGUUCAAAUUUGCGGAAAGUUGGCGACACUAUGUGUUGAAUAGUGAGCAUUUGGGUCAAACUGAUGUGUUAGCGUCGGACGUUGUUCAGCACUUUACGAAUACCCUUCGAGAUGAACUGCUCGAACGAUUGAAUGCAUCGUCCUUAGACCUGAUCAAUUCACUUCCCUCAGCACACUUAUCCCAACGAGAACAAUAUCUUCUUGAUCAACAACAUUAUCAAAAUCAUACUCCAACGUCAAUAACCAAUAAAAGUUCAAACAGUCUUAAUACGAGUACCACCACUAUCGCUACAACUAGCAGUUCAACUAAGAACGCAAGCAGUAAUGGAGAGAUGUGUCAGGAAGCAGCAGUAUUGGACGCUAUAGCAGCAAAUGCAACGAAAGUGAAAACGAUACUUCCGUUGAAGUGUUGCUCGAAAGUGUUCAGCAAUCGUAACAGCUUCAGCUGUGAUAACGAAAGUGUUAAUGCGAAUGCAAGUGCAAGAUGGCGAUCAUCGAAUGAAUGCGAAGGUGUGAAUAAUCGUGCGGGGAGCAGUCAGGAUGCAAUGAAUAUCACUCGAUCUCGUUCUGAGAUUACCUCACUCGCCACAAGACCCUCAUCCAACACACUGCAGGCUAGUUUCAUUUACUUUAGCCAUCGAUUCAAAUCGAAAUUCGAUUCCCGAUUCGCCCAUCACCAACCUUCCUCAUCACUGGGUAUAUCAGCUCCAACGCCGUCAACAAAAAGACUGUCUUGGUUUCGAUCACGUUUUCCAGCAAAAACAGCUGUUGAAUUAAUCAAAGAAAGUAAUGUUAGGUACAUGAGUGGUCUCGAACUCGAAACGAAACAUUGGCGCAAAUGUCGAUUGUGUUUGGUGAAAACUGCGGGUGGUUAUUUAUUAGAGUUCUAUUCCCCACCCAAGAGUAAUCGAGCUAAAUCAGGAAUUUUUUGUUUUUUGAUCGCUGAAGCACGAGAGACGACACCACUUGAAUUUGAGGACUCAAAUGAGUCGAUAUUCGCAAUUCGCGCUUUCAACGGGGUUGAAUAUGUGAUAGAGGCAAGAAAUCAUGAGGAUUGUCAGCAAUGGUUAGCGGUUAUUCGUGAGAGUAUUCCUGGUGUUGAGUUGAGUUUACCUGAACAACGUCCACCUCGACAACCGUCUGCACCACCAAUCGCACGUACAAACUUCUCCAAUUCUCGACGUUUUCCUUCAACAAGGUCAUUAAAUAAUGUGCAUUCAAUGACUUCAACGUUCUGCGUAGAGACACAUAUACCGAUCACAAUGCGUGCCUUUCCACCCGGUCUUGAGAUUUAUCCAUGGUUUCAUGCACGAUUAUCACGAGGGGUUAGUGCUCGUUUGGUUCUUCACAACGGUGUUGACGGGCACGGAUUGUUCUUAGUAAGGCAGAGUGAGACAAGACCUGGUGAAUUCGUAUUGACAUUUAAUUGUCAAGGCAAAGCAAAGCACGUACGUAUAGUGGUAAUGCCGGAUGGGGAAUGUCGUAUCCACCAAAUGAUAUUCGAUACAAUGAUUGAUCUUCUCGAACAUUUCAGAGAUAAUCCCAUACCUCUUGAGAAUUCGUCUCACCCACCGAUGUUCCUCAACGAAUAUGUCAUUUGUUGGCGUCGUCGUUCAAUGGCAUUAACCGAUAUAGAUGUACGUGACUUUCUCACCUACGCAGGUUCAGUGCGUCUCGAUAUUCGUGCCCUUGAGCAACUCGUGCUAAGAGAACACGAAAACCGACAACAACGAGCGUUCUCAUUUGCCACUUCCAAUAAUUAUCAUUUCUAUUGA
Messenger RNA from Anisakis simplex (herring worm), 1863 nucleotides. The record is from the annotation of a GenBank genome assembly. Lineage: Eukaryota; Metazoa; Nematoda; Chromadorea; Rhabditida; Anisakidae.